Messenger RNA from Triticum turgidum subsp. durum (durum wheat), 672 nucleotides. The record is from the annotation of a GenBank genome assembly. Lineage: Eukaryota; Viridiplantae; Streptophyta; Magnoliopsida; Poales; Poaceae.
AUGGCGGAGCACAAGGAGGAGUCGGUGAUGGACAAGAUCACGGAGAAGUUCCACGGCGGGUCCUCGUCCUCCUCGUCGUCCGACGACGACGAGAGGAAGUCGGGGUCGUCGUCGUCCGUCAAGGCCAAGAUCUACCGCCUCUUCGGCCGCGAGAAGCCCGUCCACUCCGUCCUCGGCGGCGGCAAGCCUGCCGACCUCUUCCUGUGGAGGAACAAGAAGAUCUCCGGUGGGGUGCUCGCGGGCGCCACCGCCAUCUGGCUGCUGUUUGAGGUCCUGGAGUACCAUCUCCUCACCCUCCUCUGCCACGGCUUCAUCCUCACCCUGGGCAUCCUCUUCCUCUGGUCCAACGCCUCUGCCUUCGUCAACAAGUGCCCUCCCAACAUUCCAGAGGUGAAGAUCCCCGAGGACCUGGCUGUCAAUGUUGCCCGCUCGCUGCGAUACGAGAUCAACAGGGGCUUUGCUAGCCUGAGGGCGAUUGGUCAAGGCCGUGACCUGAAGAAAUUCCUGAUUGUGGUUGCAGGCCUGUGGAUCCUCUCUUUCCUUGGCAGCUGCUGCAAUUUCCUGACCUUGUUCUACAUAGGGUCUUCAUGGUGCUUUACACCGUGCCUGUUCUGUACGAGAAGUAUGAGGACAAGAUCGAUGCUUUUGGAGAGAAGGCCAUGGUCGAGCUGA